GUGUUUACUAUUGCCUUUAUUUUGACAAUUUAAUGCUUCUAGUAGAGGUUGAAAGUGUUACUGUAUUAUUAUGAGCGUAGUCGACAUAAAUUAAUAAUGGAAGAGUUAGAUGAUCAAUUUUGUUAUGUCUACAGCUCUUCAUUAGAACACAGGGUUCAGAUUAAAAUUGGGACUCUAGAGGGUCAGCGUGAAAGACCAGAAUAUGAUAAAUUAUUAGCAGAUCCAUUACUGAGGUUUUCUGGCCUAUGUCUGGACAGCUGUGCCGAUUUGAUAGUAAACUGUCAGAUAUUUGCUAAUGGAAAACCUUUGGCUCUACCAACUACUACAAGUUAUAAACCAUUCACAACAAGAUGGAAUUGGAAUGAAUGGGUUACAUUAGGUGUGCAAUUUAGUGAGCUUCCUCGCAAUGCCAUUCUUUGUCUUACUGUUUAUGAUUGUGCUGGCCCAGGAAGAAUGCUUCCAGUCGGUGGCACAACAAUUUCAUUAUUUGGAAAAUAUGGAGUAUUUAGGCAGGGAAUGUUUGAUUUGAGAAUUUGGCUGAAUAGAGAAGCUGACAGUAAUUGGCCUUCAUCUACUCCUGGAAAAUCACCAGAUCAAGGGAAAGAUCAGAUGCAGAGAUUAAGCAAGUUGGCAAAGAAACAUCGUAAUGGUCACAUCAGUAAAGUAGAUUGGCUCGAUAGAUUGACUUUCAGAGAAAUUGAGAUGAUCAAUGAGAAAGAGAAACGUACUUCAGAGUUUCUUUAUCUAACUGUAGAAUUUCCAACUAUUUUUAUUGACAAUGUACAGCACUCUAUAGUAUACUAUGAACAAGAUGGUGAUGAUAUUUAUCAAUUUCGAGUGCAAACUGACUUGGUCAGCGUACCUGACUCUGAAAUAUUACAGGAAAAUCUUGUUGAAAGUAAACAUCAUAAAUUAUCUCGUUCAGUACGUAGUGGAGUUUCUGAUCGAGAUGCUAAACCAAAUGCAAUUGUUAGAGACCAAUUGAAUAAUAUUGUUAGAUACCCUCCUACUAAACAAUUAUCGAGUGAGGAACAAGAUUUAGUUUGGAAAUUCCGUUUUUAUCUUAGUUCACAAAAGAAAGCUUUGACCAAGUUUUUAAAAUGUGUCAAUUGGAAAUUAAGUGGUGAGGUUCGCCAAGCAUUAACACUAUUAAUGCAAUGGGCACCUAUGGAUGUUGAAGAUGCCCUUGAGCUUUUGAGUCCAAAUUUUACUCAUCCUACUGUACGAAGAUAUGCAGUCACCAGAUUGAAAGAAGCCCCUGAUGAGCAUUUGCUAUUAUAUUUGUUACAAUUAGUUCAAGCAUUGAAAUAUGAGAAUUUUGAUGACAUUAAUGAGGUUUUUAGAAAUAUAGCACCAGGAACUGAUUCUUUAAAUUCGCAAGAUGAUUUAAAUAAGGAUAAAAAUGCUAAAACUGAUUUAGACCGAGAAUUAUCUUCAAGCAAUAUAGCUGAUCAAAUGGCAGCAUCUGGUUCAGGCAGUGCCAUAGAUCUACAGAAAAAUGAUUCGAAACUAUCAAUCAGUUCAAAUUCGCAGAUUUUUAAGAAAAAAGUUCAACAGGAUUUGCAUUCUAAGAUGAAUAUUUCACGAAGUAGUAUAGAUUCAGAAAACACAGAUACUCUCUUAAGUAAAGAAGAUGGUUGUCAUGAUUUAGCAUCUUUUUUAAUACAUCGAGCUUCCAUGAAUUCUAAAUUAGCUAACUUCUUGUACUGGUACUUAAUUAUUGAAUGUGAAGAUCCCACAGAUCCAAAUAACAUAAAGCCGGAUGAUAAAGUUCGUGAAAUGUAUUUAAUGGUUCUCAAAACCUUUUCUUAUGUUUUAGCUAAAGGAUCUGGUGACUUUCAAAAGAGGCAUACAUUUUUAAAAGACCAACAAAAGUUCAUUGAUAAAUUAGUUAAGCUCAUAAAAACUGUUGUUAGAGAAAGUGGAAAUAGAAAGAAAAAGACGGAUAAGUUGCAACAAUUAUUAAGUGAUUCCGAUGCUUUCAAAUUUAAUUUUGUAAGCUUUGAUCCUAUUCCACUGCCUUUAGAUCCAGAUAUAAUCAUCAAAGGCAUGAUACCACCAAAAGCAAGUCUUUUUAAAUCAGCCUUAAUGCCUUCUAAGCUGACUUUUAUUACAAAAGACAAUAAAGAAUAUGUUACAAUUUUUAAAUAUGGUGACGAUUUAAGGCAAGAUCAGCUUAUAUUACAAAUGAUCACUCUUAUGGAUAAACUUUUAAGAAAAGAAAACUUGGACCUCAAACUAACGCCAUAUAAAGUUUUAGCUACAAGUACCAAACAUGGAUUUCUUCAAUUUAUUGAUUCCUUUACUGUGGCUGAAGUAUUGGCAACAGAAGGUAGCAUACAAGCAUUUUUCAGGAAACAUCAUCCACACGAAACUGCCCCAUAUGGAAUUGCCCCUGAAAUAAUGGACACAUAUAUCAGAAGUUGUGCAGGAUAUUGUGUUAUAACAUAUCUAUUAGGUGUUGGGGAUAGGCAUUUGGACAACUUACUCUUAACAACAUCUGGAAAGCUUUUCCAUAUUGAUUUUGGAUAUAUUCUUGGAAGAGACCCAAAACCUUUACCACCACCUAUGAAAUUGUCUAAGGAAAUGGUUGAAGCCAUGGGUGGGGCGCAUUCAGAACAUCACCAAGAAUUUCGAAAAUUAUGUUAUACAGCUUUUCUUCAUUUGCGGAGGCACGCAAAUCUAAUGCUUAAUUUAUUUUCGUUAAUGGUUGAUGCCUCUGUUCCUGAUAUUGCUUUAGAGCCUGACAAAGCAGUAAAAAAGGUGCAAGACAAACUUAGACUUGAUUUAGGGGAUGAAGAAGCAGUCUUGUAUAUGCAAAACUUACUAGAUCUUUCGGUAACUGCUGUGAUGGCUGCUCUCGUGGAGCAGUUACAUAAAUUUGCACAAUACUGGAGAAAAUAAAUAUUUUGUACUAAUAUUAGUAUAAAUUUAAUAUACUAUUGUGAAUAUAAAUGUAAUAAGUGUUGCAAAAUAUUUUUUUAUAAAUGUGCAUUGGUUUUUAUAUUGAUAAGGAGUUAGAGGGCUGCCUCUUGGAGGAUGUAUCGCUGCCAGAAUACAAAUGAUUACAAAU
Molecule: messenger RNA, 3073 nt
Organism: Ctenocephalides felis (cat flea)
Lineage: Eukaryota; Metazoa; Arthropoda; Insecta; Siphonaptera; Pulicidae
Gene: Pi3K59F
Product: phosphatidylinositol 3-kinase catalytic subunit type 3
Exons: 15
Coding region: 97-2904 (935 amino acids)
Biological process (GO): phosphatidylinositol-mediated signaling; autophagosome assembly; endocytosis
Cellular component (GO): phosphatidylinositol 3-kinase complex, class III, type I; membrane; phagophore assembly site
Molecular function (GO): 1-phosphatidylinositol-3-kinase activity
Source: RefSeq, a predicted model, not a curated record